AUGGCAGAUGCAAUCAUUAUUGAAUUGCAUUGCAGGCUCGGUGUUACUGUACACAUUAUCUCGUGAGCUUGUGGGAUGACCGUUGUCUCAGUUGCGUUCCACGACGAAACCUCAUCCAGUCGCUGGUCCGAAUUCAUAACCAGCCACACCUCGUCGACCUGAUUUUCGCUCGAAAUUAAUUGUCCGUGCUAUUUCCCCUCUUCCUUCUGCAUGCCAAGCCGACACUAUCUCUAAAGGUCCGAGAUCAAAUUCAAAACGGAGUGCUCCGUACUAUGACGAAUUCCUACUCGCCCGUAGAACUAGAGGCGAUAGCAUCGGCAAGUGACUGUAACCUCGGGGAGCAUGCCUGGAUGAUUGGAUCCAGGCUUCGGUGGCGGCUGAUAGAUUCCAUCGGAGACCGAUCCUGUGUCUUAGAGUUAUACUGAUCCUUUCAGUUGGGGUGACACGGCGCGAAGCCAAGUUGGUAUAACCCUUCCACCAUUCCAGGCUUCCACAUUUUCUGCGGGUUGAGGGCUUUGAGGCACUUUGGAUGAGACGAAUCACAAUCCGACUCGAGGUGGCAACGACGUGGGUCACCCUGGGACUAUCGGCAGGAGGCGUCAAUGAAUAAAGAGAAUUGAGGAUAUGAUAGAAAGAUCGGCUAAACGGCCAGCAGGGUCGGAGCCCGCGGGACCACAGGCCAUUGCGCUUUCCCCCUCGUCCUACCUGCACUCUGUGACUGGCAGCGCUAAGCGAUCUAGACUUGCCAGCUCGGUCGUCCAGGGUCUCAUCUCGGUCUCGGAUCGGCGCACGAAGCUGCUUACCGGUCAACUUAGUAUUGCUGCCGUUCUUUCCACCGGGGUCUCCUCGUUUCUUUUCUCCCCGUGGUUUCAGAUCCCUCCUUUUUCUUUUCUCAAAAAGCUUGCGCAAUGUCGACCAUGAUAUAAUACUCCAUCAGUGCCCGGCGUGAUCUGCAGGUGGAAACGUGCCUCUCUCUAAUCGUGGCCAUCCAAUAAUGGGCUGCAGACCCGCACAUGGUUGACUGGGUCGUGGAGAACAACAAACUGCUCGAGAAAGUCGAACCAGAGUUGCCUGUCGGUCGGUGACGAAACCCUGAGCCGGUGGGUCGGGGAAUCUUAUAAACCCGGGACCCUUUUCCCUCUGUUCCUGAAAAGAACCAGGUCGCCAAACAACAAGAAGACAAGAGGCGCUGGGAUUUCCAUGGCCUGAAGAAUGCCUUCCCGCUCCUCCCCGCAUUUCUCCAACUCCGCCGCUUCGUCUCCAGAUCGCGACGGCGCCGGUUUUGCGGUCGAUAAACAGAGCUUCUGUAUCGAUGUGAACGACGCUCUGCCCCUACAGCAAAGACGGAAGGCUCCUUUAUGGCGUCGGGGAUUAGCUGCUCUUUCUCCCUUCUCCUCGUCCUCUACAUCGGUUGCGAAGAAUACCGAUGAUGCUCGCCCGCUGCUCUCACUCUCGGGCGCUUCCUCCAACCCCUCACCGAAGUUCUCAAAACGAUCCACGAUCAAUCGCUGCUUUCUAUUCCCUUUGAUGGGUUUCUUUAUCAUGCUCGGCGUCGUGCAGUUUAUCACUAUUGCCUGUGGCAUUGUAGUGUCAUUCUUUUCGGACGACUUCGAUCGCGCGAUAGACCGGUGGCGCUUCCGACAAAAGGACGUCGGUCCUGAGAUAUCGCACUGGCCUACAGACAUUUCGAGGGAUAUCGUGCCGGUCGCAUGUCACUCGCACAACGAUUACUGGCGCCCCGUACCUUUGUAUUCGGCUCUACAAGCGGGUUGCGUGGGUGUUGAAGCCGAUGUUUGGCUCUUUGAAAAUGAUCUCUACGUGGGCCACACCACCUCGUCUCUCGCUCCCAAGCGAACGCUGAGGAACAUGUACAUCGACCCUUUACUGGAGAUCCUUGAGCGGCAGAAUCCCCGCACUGCAUUCCAUCCCACCCACGAUCAGCCGUUACAAGGGGUUUUCGACACUGACCCAUUCCAAACCCUAGUUCUCCUUAUCGAUUUCAAGACCGACGGGGAGGCAACCUGGAAGAGCGUGGCCGCACAGUUGUCUCCUCUGCGCGAGCGUGGUUACCUGAGCUAUUUCAACGGAACCGACGUGGUCGAAGGACCGAUUACCGUGGUGGGUACGGGAAAUACGCCCUUCAACCUGGUCAUGGAUAAUACUACUCACCGAGACAUUUUCUUCGACGCACCUCUGGAGAAACUAGCCGAGCAUGACGAAAUCGAACUUCUCGAGAAACUUACGCUUUCAGAACCUGAUCGGCGUGUUCCACAAGACCAAGCCGUGCAGGAGGAGAGUUCCACUGAGAAUGUCGGUCAAGGCUUAUCGGGCAUACCCGCUGCAGAUAUUCGCCCCAACACAUUCAAUAGCACCAACAGCUACUACGCAUCGGUUUCUUUCAAGAGUUCGAUCGGGUUUCCCUGGUCCUUCCGCCUCACCGAAGCUCAGAUGGCCAAGAUCCGGGCGCAGAUUCAGGCCGCGCAUCGCCGUGGCCUGAAGGUCCGCUAUUGGGGCUUGCCGAGCUGGCCGCGCAGUCUGAGGAAUCACAUCUGGAGCGUCCUGGUCCGCGAGGGUGUGGAUAUUCUCAAUGUUGAUGAUCUACAGAGCGCCACUAAGAAGGACUGGAGGCCCAAGUUUUCCGAUUGGUGGAGUUGAAUCGUUUCGCUGCAGUGAAAUGACUCGCGUUCCUUGCUUGGCUCGCUUUUUCUAUUUACUACUUUCCCUCUUCCUUGCUUCUUUCUUAUUCCCACCUUCCCUUCCUUCGUGUAGGGGAGGCUUUGCUUUACGGGAAUGGCGUUGGGGUUUUACGUUGAGACAAUACCCUACAGAUAUUUUUCUGCCUGUUUUCGUUACUUGGCCUUUCCUUCCUUUUUUUUUUUUUAUUUGAUUUUAGCGGGCUGUUCUUUCGUAGUACUUGAGUUUGUCACUGGAAUAGACAGUACUAGCUAGGUUACGACUAGAUGAACAAUGGAAAAGAUGAUUCAUGGAUUCCGAAAAG
Aspergillus melleus is the source of this 2998-nucleotide messenger RNA. RefSeq lists its product as uncharacterized. The transcript is spliced from 2 exons. NCBI's taxonomy places the organism in Eukaryota, Fungi, Ascomycota, Eurotiomycetes, Eurotiales, Aspergillaceae. The record is from RefSeq and is a predicted model, not a curated record. Bases 1213 to 2655 code for a protein of 480 amino acids. Gene Ontology annotation, molecular function: phosphoric diester hydrolase activity. Gene Ontology annotation, biological process: lipid metabolic process.